CUAUUGGCAAAGUUAACUGUUUUUGGCGCGCAUUUCAAUCUGUUGGCCACAUGCAGAAGUAGACACACGUUGUUGUUGCCGCAGCUAAUUGUAAAGCGCAUUUGAGAAAUUCAUACGACAAGUGACAGUUUUUUCUUUUAUUUAUUGAGUGAACUAUAGUUUUUUUUUUAACAUUUUGUUUACGUGAUUUUGUUUGUGUUUGUGUUUAGAGCGUGUGUUGGGUGUUUACUUCAAACUUUGCACACAACACAACAUGUAAAUCCUUAUCAAUGGCGUCGAGCAGCAGGCCCAAAUACCGUUACAAAUCCCCUGGCGCUGCCGGCACGCAACUCCAUUGGCUGCACUGCCUCCUGCGGCUCUGCUUGUUUACCCAAGUUGUUAAGCUGGGAGCACGCGCCGAGGAGGCCAGCACUUCGACUGGCAUCUCUGAAGAGUGGGGCUCCGGCUGGAAGGGCGGCACCAACUUUCUCGUAGAGGUCGAGCAAACAGCUGCCAUGUCACCAAAUGCUGCACGUGGCAGCAGCAACACAUCCGAUGAAUACAUCUCCGAAAUAACCAGCAGCCAGGAGGAGGAGCCCCCCGGGGCCACCGUUGCCACAAAUGGCACAAAGCCCGAAACGGGUCCGAAGAUCAUAGUGCGCACCGAGGAGGUGCUCAUUGUUGGGCUCGUGCUCAUCCUGUGGGUGGGCGCCAUCAUGCUCUUCUUCAAUCGCUGGGGCAAGAUACGCAUGCUGGAGCCCUAUCAGCCCAAGUUCCAGCAACAGCAUCGCAGCUCCUGUCCCCUGGUCGAUAUAGAUGCGGUCCAAACGCAUCAGCGCGCCUCCGUAUCCCGCAUGUCGAUGGGCAUGGUGCACAAUCAUAAUCUGAAUAUGCCAACGUGUCAAUUCGCGGCCUAUAACCCGAGCCUCUAUGCAAAGGGCUACGCCUCGCAUGUCUCGCACGUGGCUCGUCCGCGCCAGAAUUCGGUAUUUGUUGGAGCCAGUACGAGUCACUAUUUGAUGCCGAGGCCGCCGAGGAAGACCCGCUCCGCCAUGGAUCUGCACUCGAUGGUGCUGGACGAGAGCGCCGAGCAGGUGUAGAUACCGGCAGGAGAGAGCGAGAGAAAGAGAGAGAGAGGACAAAUGUUAAGGCUAAUGUAAGCGUAUGUGAGUGGGUGUGUGUAUUUGUAUUGGGGGCGUGUGUGAGAGAGCACAGCUAAGUAUGUGUAGGUCAGAGAGUAAGUAAAUAAGAGUAUGUAUCAAUAGAGAGCAGAGCAUAAUAGAGAAGAGAAGACAUAGAAACAGUUGAAGUUGUCCAAUUGCAACAACUACUAUUGACAACGUGUUCUUAAACUCAUACUAAACGCGACACCUCUUUCUCUCUCUUACUCAGUCUGUCUCUCUCUCUCUCUCUCUCUCUCUC
Molecule: messenger RNA, 1401 nt
Organism: Drosophila novamexicana
Lineage: Eukaryota; Metazoa; Arthropoda; Insecta; Diptera; Drosophilidae
Exons: 6
Coding region: 270-1079 (269 amino acids)
Source: RefSeq, a predicted model, not a curated record